AUGGUGCGCGAUGAAGGCAACAUCGACAUCGAGCGCGUGCGCGACGCGCUGCGUCGCGUCGCGGCGCUCACGCCGUGCGAGAACAUGGACAAGUUCAAGCCCCCGGACAAGCAGUCCGUCGUCGUGAUCCUCCACGACGCGUUCACGCGGUUCGCGAGCUGUUACCACGCGGCCGUCGACGCCGCCGACGGCGUCGAGGUGCGGCGCGCGCCCUCCUUCUUUUUCUUUCCUCUCGACGUCUCGUCCAGGUCUCCGCAGCCGUGUUUCCCCCCGCCGAGCCGACUGACCGCGCCUCCCCUCCCACGCCGUCCACAGCCCGCGGAUCUCGCGCUUCUCCACGCGGAGUUCACGCGCCUGAUCAUCGACGUCCUCGUCGGCGCCCCGGCCAAGCACAAGAUCGUCGCCGACGCGCUCGUCGCCGGCGUCCUCGACUCGGCGCUUCGCGCGUCCACGCCGCCGGCGGCGCGACGCGACCUCUCCGCGCUUCUGCUGACGAUCGCGUCGACGCACCGGAAUAACGCGACGACGCUCGCGAAGCUGAUCGACUCAGACGACAUCCCGGUCGCGAGCGGCGCCGGGAAUGUGCACACCGCGGGGAUGCCGAAGACGAUGGCGAACGUGUUCGCGACGCUCGCGACGGGCGCGGAUUUCCACGCGCAAGUCGCAUGCGCCAAGACGCUCCACCACUGCGUCGACGCCGGCGGUCUCGCCCUCGACGUCGUCGCGAAAGGCUUCGGCGAAGCGCGUCAGAACUUCGCGCAGCUCGCGACCGAGUUCGCUGGCGCGGACCUCGCGCGCGAGAGCGCGGGCUUCGACGAGGGCGCGCGCGCGCUCGUGAUGAACGUCAACGCCGCGCUCGGCACGAGAGCGCUCGUGAAGACGGCGACGGCGAAAAAAAUCGUCACGAACCUCGGCGACGCCAUCGACGACGCGCGGGUGCACUUCAACGGCGUCCACGGCAUGUCGUUCGAGUCCGGCGGUGAGAACAAGCGCGUCGUUGACCUGACCUGGGGCGACGUCGUUCGUUGCGUCCGCGUCGACGGCGGCGUCGUCCUGUGCAUCGGCGUUCGCAAGCCCCCGGCGGGGGUCCCCGCGGACGUCGUCGACGUCGAAGACGACGCGUGGAUGUCGUUCGAGUUCACGAAGACGACGUUCCCGGUCGUCCGCGACCGCAUGAAGUGGCUCUCGCGGACGCACGGCGACCUCUUCGCCGGCGUCGUCGGAAGCGGCGGCGCCGGCGGGCGCAGGCAGAGCGGCGGCGGCAGCGCCGCGUUCGGAAGCGUCCAACUCGGUUCGGACGCGGCGGCGCGGGUCGGCGUCGGCGUCGGCGUCGGCGGCUCGGCGCGCCUCCCCAAGAUCGCCCUCAAGCCGGUCGAUCCCACGCCGCCGGUCGGAACGCAGGGGACGCUCGGUUCGCGGUCGUUCGCGGAGGACACGUUGCCAGAGAACAAGCCGCGGAGCGGAGAGAAGAAGAACGUCACGUUCGACGUCGACGUCGACGUCGACGCGCCGCCGCGAUUUACGCUCUCCGCCGUGGACGCGAGCGGGGGGCGCGACCGCGAGCCGUCGUCUUCGCCGCCGUCGCAGCACCGAGCGCGCGCGAUGUCGCCGCCGUCGCCUGACCGAUUCAACACCGUCGACGACAUCACCGGUACGGACCCGGACGCGAUCCCGGAGUCCCCCGCCGCCGCCGACGUCGGCGGCGGCGACGAAGAGACCGAGGUCGUCGUCCCCUCGUCCCCCGCGGCGAAGGCGUCGUCGUGGAAGAAGGCGACGCGCGCGGCCGCGAAGGCGGCGGAAGACGCCCCCGCCGCCUCCGCCGCCGCCUCCGCCUCUCCCGCGGCGAAGAUGAACGGUCUCGAGAAGCUCCUGAGCUCUGGGUCGAAGUCGAACCCGACGGAGACGACGCCGGAGAAGAGAGGCGCCCCGCCCGCGGCCUCGCCCGCCCCGCCGGAGCGCCGCGCGACGCGCAGCCGCACGGCGAAGACGCCGCCGCCGAUGAUGGAGACGCAGGGCGUGCCCGAGGACUCGGAGACGCAGGGCGUGCCCGAGGACUCCUCCAGCGACGAAGACGAGGAGGAGGAGGAGGAGGAGGAGGAGAAGGCGCCCGAGCCCGAGCCCGAGGAGGAGGAGGAGGAGGAGGACGCGUCCGAUCCCGAGAUGGAGAUUGCCCCGCCGAAGCGAAGCGGACGCGCCAGGGCCACGCGCGCGUCCACGCGCGCGAAGGCGAAGGUCGAGGCGCCCGCGCCGAGGCCGGCGAAGAAGCAGAAGACGCCGAAGUGCGCCGCGUGCCUGAAGAGUCGCAAGUCCGCGGCCUACUGCGCGGAGAAGGGGCACCUCGACGAGUCCGCCGCCGCGGAACCGCCGGCCAAGGCGAAGACGAAACGCGCGUCGGCGAAGACCGCCGACCUCGACGCGCGCAUCAAGGCGGGGUUCAAGAGCGCCGACGAGUGGGACGCGUCGAUGCGAAAGAACCGCGAAGAGCAUUUCACGCUCCGUUCCGAGGUCGAGGGAGACGAGAACACCGCGUGGUUCAACAAAGCCAAGCCCGCGGGAAUCUUGAGUCGCCUCAAGACCAAAUCGUCUCCGAAGCCGCUCGCGUUGACGACGGACGCGUGGCACGACGCGGUGACGUCCCCGAACGCGCCGCACGCGGAGAAGCAGCGCGCGAAGUCGAAGGGCAAGGGGUCGUCCGCGAUGAUCGCAGAGCAGCACGUGUGCACGCCGGAGGAGGAGGCGACGCUUCCCGCGCCGCCUCCGUUCGAAGACGGCGACGGCGACGGCGACGGCGACGGCGACGGCGACGCGAGCGAACGCGUCCCGGACACCGCGUUUAAGACCGCGGCGGCCACGAAGACGCCGCUCGGGGCGCGGAUGCUCGGCCGGAAGAAGCGCGAGGCGCUCGCGGCGACGGCGAAGCGGGAGAGCGCGGCGAAGUCUCCCGAGCAGAUUAAGAUCAAGCUCGCGAAAUUCGCGCCGGCGGCGCCCGCGGUCGACUUCGCCGCCGUCGACGCGUCGCCGCUGCGAGAGGAGGAGGAGGACGCGUUCGUGUUCCUGGCCGCGGACGAGGAGCCCGAGCCCGAGCCCGAGCCCGAGCCCGAGCCCGAGCCCGAGCCCGCGCGCGCGAAGGCGCGCCCCACGCGCGCGGCCGCGGCGAAGGCGAACGACGCGCUGAAGAAGACCGCAGCGAAGCCCGCGCGCGUCGAGGAGGAGGAGGAGGAUGACGACGAGGACGAGGAGGACGACGCCGACGCCGACGCGUUUGAAUUCGGCGACGGCGACUCUCCCGCCGCGGUCGACCCGCCGGCGCCGAAGACGGCGCCGCCCGCGUCCAACAAGCGCGCGAGACGCCAGGUCGCGGUCGAGGCGCCGACGCCGACGCCGACGCCGGCGGUGGACGCGGCCGCGGCGGCGGCGGCGGCCGCGCGCGAGCGUCGUCAAGCCGCCGCCGACGAGGCCGAGGCGCAGCUCCGGAGAGAGCGCGCCGCCACCGAGGCGGCGAACGCGCGCGUGAGGGAGGUCGAACGCGAGCUCGCGGAGUUCCAGGCCAAGGCGGCCGCGCGCGAGAAGGAAGCCGCGCGCGCGCUCAAGGCUGCGCGCGAGACCCCGGCGCGGACGCCGGAGGCGACCAUACCCGCGGUGCGCACCGGAGGGAAGCAGCAUCUGCGCGCGACGAAGAAGCCGGCGAAAGCGGCGCCCGCGCCCGCCGCCGCCGCCGCCGCGACGGUUCUUCGCAAGCGCUCCGCCGCGGCCGCGGACCUCUCCGACGACGAGGAGGACGACGAGGUGGAGGAGGAGGAGGAGGAGGAGGAGGAGGAGAACGUCGCCGCGAUGGACCACGACGAUGUCGACAGCCUCGGUCUCACCGCGAGCGAGCUCGACGACGACGGCGAGCUCGGCGGGUCCUACUUCGACGACCUCGAUCUCGCCGCGGGCGCGAAGCGCCGGUCGACCGCGUCCAAGGCGGCGGCCGCGCCCGCCGCGCCGCCACGCCCGCGCGCCGCCGCGAAGAAGGCGGCGCAGCGGCCGCCUUCCUCGAAGAAGACGGCGGCGGCGACGCCGCCGCUGACCGGCGCGGCGAAGGACGUGGACGACCUCGAGGGGCUCGUUCAGGUCGCCAACGCGCUUCGAAGGAAGAAGCGCGACGAGGCGAGCCACAAGAUCCACAAGGUCGUGAAAGACCUCCGCGCCGAGACGGAGAAAGCCGCGACGGGCUUAGACGCGGCCGCGGAGGCGCAGCGCGCGGCGCACGAGCACGCGCUGAGGGCGCAGGCGGAGGACUCCCGCGCGCGGUUCGCGAAGCUCCUCGCGAACGCCAACGCGGCCAACGACAACUUCAAGGAUGAGGCGCGUUCUAUACACUGGUUCCCAUACGACCGCGUCGACGAUGUGGACGCCGAUCCUUAA
This is a messenger RNA of Micromonas pusilla CCMP1545, 4407 nucleotides long. RefSeq lists its product as uncharacterized. Lineage: Eukaryota; Viridiplantae; Chlorophyta; Mamiellophyceae; Mamiellales; Mamiellaceae. The record is from RefSeq and is a predicted model, not a curated record. The coding region runs from base 1 to 4407 and encodes 1468 amino acids. The transcript is spliced from 2 exons.